AAUUAAAUAAAUAAAAAAAUCUCAAAAGAGCCAGAAAACGGGAGGAAGUCUCUAUUCCUCUCAUUGGCUCUACAAUCCUCCUUUUCCGUUUAGGUUCCGUUCUCCUCCAACACAAUUCCCUGUAAUUAUGUACAGGCAAUCCUCGAUCUCGAUGCGGAAGCUAUGCCCGAACUUCGACAAGGAGGACGGCCUCGACACGGUGCUGGAGGUCCCUAUACCGGAGGAGAUGUUCACCAACAUGGGGACCAAUGCCGUGGUACGCUGGCAGAACCUCCGGGCCCUCAUGAGGGCCCCAUCCGCCGGGGGCGACGGGAAGUCGUCAUCAUCAUCCUCGACGUCCCACCUGUCCUCAGGCUCUAGCAGCGAGUUCAUGGCCCUGCUCAAGCUCGUGGGAGCCCCUCUCAUCCCGUUCCAGGUCCAGUCCGACCACGCCCUCACCCGGCCCAUUAGGGACGGCUCCAUCGAAGCAUCAACCGCGAAAUACAUUGUCCAACAGUACGUAGCUGCCACAGGUGGCCAGGCGACGCUGAACGCAGUGUGCAGCAUGUACGCGGUAGGGCAAGUGAAGAUGAUCGGGUCUGAGAUGCGCCAGACCGAUGGCAGCGUACACCCUCAAGGAGCCUGUGAAGUUGGAGGAUUCGUGUUGUGGCAGAAGAACCCCGACCUCUGGUACCUAGAGCUCGUUGUCUCGGGUUUCAAGGUCAGCGCCGGUAGCGAUGGCAAGGUCGGCUGGAACCAAUCCUCUUCCCAGCCUUGUCACGCCAGCAGAGGCCCGCCACGGCCCCUCCGCCGGUUCUUUCAGGGCUUAGAUCCUAGGUCGACUGUCAAUUUAUUCUUAGAGGCGGUAUGCAUAGGAGAGAAGACCAUAGGAGAGAAGACCACCGACGAGGAGGAUUGCUUCGUGCUUAAGAUCGAGGCACCCCCAAGUAUCCUACGAGCCCAGAGCUCGCCCAACACCGAGCUCAUCCACCACAAGGUGUGGGGCUACUUCAGCCAGCGAACGGGCCUUCUGGUCCACUUCGAGGAUACGAAGCUGGUGCGGAUGAAAAACAACAAUAAGGGGAAGGGAAGCGAUGUUGUUUUCUGGGAGACUACCAUGGAGACCGAUAUCUGGGAUUAUCGGUAUGUAGACGGGAUUAACAUUGCGCACGGUGGGAAGACAUGCGUGACGUUGUUCAGGUAUGGCGGCGCAAUGCACCACAAGAGGAAAAUAGAGGAAACAUGGACGAUCGAGGAGGUCGACUUCAACAUUUGCGGGCUGUCGAUGGACUGCUUCUUGCCACCGGCGGACGUGAAGAGGGAACCGGAAAAUGGAGAUCAUGGAAUCGUCAGCUAGCAAGAAAUCUCUUCUUCUCUUUUCUUUCUUUCUUUCUCUUUUUUUUUUUUUGGU
Messenger RNA from Punica granatum (pomegranate), 1390 nucleotides. The record is from RefSeq and is a predicted model, not a curated record. Lineage: Eukaryota; Viridiplantae; Streptophyta; Magnoliopsida; Myrtales; Lythraceae.